UUAUGUGUGUGGCCUGGUUCAUUUGUUUCUCUGUGUUCCCCUCCUCUGCAGGAUAGAAAUCUACGUCCGGAGGAAAUGGAAGAGCUGCGGGAGGCCUUCCGGGAGUUUGACAAGGACCGUGACGGCUUCAUCAGCUGUAAGGACCUGGGGGAGUGCAUGAGGACCAUGGGAUACAUGCCCACUGAGAUGGAGCUCAUCGAACUGAGCCAGAAGAUCUGUGGUGGCAGAGUGGACUUUGAGGACUUUGUUGAGUUGAUGGGUCCCAAGAUGUUGGCAGAGACUGCAGACAUGAUCGGAGUCAAGGAGCUCAGAGAUGCUUUCAGAGAGUUUGACUCUAAUGGAGACGGGCAGAUUAGCCUGGUGGAGCUGCGCGAGGCCAUGAAGAAGCUGAUGGGAGAGCAGCUGAACCACCGCGAGAUCGACGAGAUCCUGCGAGACGUGGACCUGAACGGGGACGGACUGGUCGACUUUGAGGAGUUUGUGAGGAUGAUGUCUCGCUGAAACAGCCACCCUGACCAACCAAUCAGGAAGAGGACUGAUGCUGCACUGUGAUAACCAGACCUCACACUGUUCUUAUGCUGUUGUCAUUCUUAAUCUGAUGUACAGACUCUUAUGUUGUUUUGUAGCUAUUAGUUCUGUAUUGAUCAUCUUUCUGUUGGUUUAAUUCUCUGUAUAGAACCCCUCCCUCCUGUGUGUUGUGUUCCGCUGUGGAAGAGAACUGCCAAUGUGACGCAGCUGCAAUGAUGA
Messenger RNA from Hypomesus transpacificus, 747 nucleotides. RefSeq names its product calcium-binding protein 2-like. Lineage: Eukaryota; Metazoa; Chordata; Actinopteri; Osmeriformes; Osmeridae. The annotation marks the transcript as partial. The record is from RefSeq and is a predicted model, not a curated record. The transcript is spliced from 5 exons. Gene Ontology annotation, molecular function: calcium ion binding.